Stylonychia lemnae is the source of this 1392-nucleotide messenger RNA. The record is from the annotation of a GenBank genome assembly. NCBI's taxonomy places the organism in Eukaryota, Ciliophora, Spirotrichea, Sporadotrichida, Oxytrichidae.
AUGACAAACAGGAAACAGGCGAUAGGGUUACUCCUAUUGACAAUGCUUGUAAUGGCUUAGGCUAACUCAUUCUUUGAGCCAUUAAAAACUAAAAUAACAAAGAUUGCUCCUUCAAAGGGUAUCAGACUUCAAGCAUUUGAUCCAAAAUCAACUCCAGAUUUGAUUAACAAUGCUAAGGAUGCUGUUGAUGGCUAUCUUGAAAUCGCAAAGGCAGGUAAAGAAGCAGCUGAUAUAGCAGGUAAAUUAGCAGUUUUCGAGAAACUCUCUGGUGCUCUUGGAAUCGCUGGAGCUCUCGUUGGUUUUAUAUUUGCCUUCAUUGGCACAGGUCCAGACCCAGAAAUCUUGAAAUUGUAAGAAAUGAUCAAAGAGACAUAGUCAUUAGUCGUACUUGGAAAUGAUAAAAUUUUGAGUGCUAUUAGAAAGCUCAACUCUCAAGAAGCAAUAAGAUCAGCUUCAGAGGCAGUCAGCAUCCUGGAUACCCUUGUAAACAAGCACAUGAGUGAGAAAAUUGAAUUUGAUGUAGGUGGUUACGAUGUCUUGCCUUGCGGACCCGCAAUGACUCUUUGCAACAACGCUUUCAUUGAUCUUACCAAUAAAAUGGACGAUAUUCUCAGCGCUUCAUUCGAAGAAUAACCAAGAGGAGAUAAGGAAAGAGUUGGUGCAGUUGCUGACAACUUGAUGAUGUUGCUUUCAAAUGCUAUGUACUCAUUAACAUGGUUGAAUGCCUAACAAUGGAAAGCUUCUCACCCUAAUGAGUUUGUUGCUCCAGAGGACACAGCUAAAAUUCAACAACUGACUCAGGCUCUUACUCUUAAGCACUAUUAUUAAGAACAUGCUGUUGGAGCCUAUGCUAAUUGGAUGAGAGACAAAAAGUUCAGCACUUGCAGACUUUGUCAAAGCUGUGGUGGAGAUUAUCCAACUUAUGGAGGUGAAGGCUACAAGGAGUAUGACUGGGGCUGGUGGGACAUGUUCAGAGACUCUUGCACUGCUGAGCUUUUCGGUGAGUCAGGUCCCCCUAAGCUUUGCUGCUCAGUUUAAGAUCCUCCUCUUAAGUUCUGCAGUUCAUGUGGAGGUGACUAUCCAUUCAGAGUUGGAAGAAAACUUAACGUUGAUGACUGGGGUACUUGGAAUAGAGCUGGAGGUAACUGCAAAGGUUCAUUCGAAAAAACUCUUGAUGAAUUUGAAAUCUGUGCUAGAGACAGAAGACAAUGCAAGAUGUGUGCAGGACAAUGCCAAGCCAACUAUUCUCAAAUAGGUUAUAUACAGAGAAGAGAUGAUUGGGGAAUGUGGAAAGUCUUUGAUACUCAAUAAUGCAACCCAGACUACACUGGCGAUCUAAACAUUGACAAGUCAGCUGAUGUUUCUUUCUGCUGUCUUGAUGAAGUUGUAUGA